UGAUACCUAAUAACAAUACUCUAUUAUAAUAGGGGUACUAUAGUCACUUACUACUCAUCAAUCCUCCCUAUAUAAAUAAGUGAAUACAUAUACACUCUCACUUCAUACACAUAUAUAAGAAUAAAUAUCAUACAUAUCUAUAAACUAUUUUUCUUCUCAAUACACUAUAAUAUGGCAACACUAAUUGCUAUGGACAAUGCUUCUCCAAUUGAAGACGCUGAAAUUCUUCACAAAGCUUGUAAAGGAUGGGGAACUGAUGAGAAGUUGAUCAUUAACAUAUUGGGCCAUAGAAAUGCAACCCAAAGGAAGCAAAUCAGAGAAGCUUAUGAGAGGCUCUAUGAAGAGGAUCUUAUCAAGCGCCUUGAGUCUGAGCUUUCCGGUGACUUUGAGAGAGCUGUGUACCGUUGGAUCCUUGACCCAGUAGACCGAGAUGCAGUUUUAGCCCACGUGGCGAUCAAAAAGUCAGAGGUGGAUUUCAAGGUUUUGAUUGAAAUUUCAUGCAUUUAUUCACCUGAAGAGCUUUUGGGUGUGAGAAGAGCUUACCAGAAUCGCUACAAACAUUCACUUGAGGAGGAUUUGGCUUCCCAUACCUCUGGUGAUCUCCGCAAGUUGUUGGUGGCUUUGGUGAGUGGUUAUCGAUACAAUGGGGUAGAGGUGAAUGCAAGGUUGGCAGAUUCAGAAGCUGACAUAGUUCACAAGGCAAUCAAAGACAACUGCUUCAACAAUGAUGAACUCAUUAGGAUUCUUACCACAAGGAGCAAACCCCAGCUCAAUGCCACCUUCAAUCGUUACAGAGAAGACCACAAAACUUCUAUUUCCAAGGAUUUGUUGGGUGAUUCUGGUAACAGUUUUCAGAAGGCACUUCAUACCACAGUUCGUUGCAUAACUGACCCCCACAAGUACUAUGCAAAGGUGUUGCGUGAUGGGGUGAAGAAGAUGGGCACUGAUGAGGACUCAGUGACACGUGUGAUAGUGACAAGAGCUGAAAAGGACUUGAAGGAGAUCAAAGAGGUUUACUACAAGAAGAACAGUAUUUCCCUUGAUGAUGCUAUUGCCAAAGACACUUCAGGGGAUUACAAAGACUUUCUCCUAGCUCUCCUUGGAAAACCAGACCAUUGUUAAUUAAUUUCUACAAACUAUAUUGUUAUGGCCUCUUUUUGGCUUUCCUCAUUUUCUUUCGUUUUGUAUUGUUGAGUCGAGAUCAGUACUUUGUUGUUACUUGCUGAGUUGAGUUGAGUACUCUGUUUUUCUUUGUGGUGUUGUGUUAUGGUUUUAUAAUAAUAAACUCAUUAGUGUUUCAAUUUUCAAUUAA
This is a messenger RNA of Cannabis sativa, 1312 nucleotides long. RefSeq names its product annexin-like protein RJ4. The coding region runs from base 172 to 1122 and encodes 316 amino acids. The record is from RefSeq and is a predicted model, not a curated record. Gene Ontology annotation, cellular component: cytoplasm. The transcript is spliced from 6 exons. Gene Ontology annotation, molecular function: calcium ion binding; calcium-dependent phospholipid binding. Lineage: Eukaryota; Viridiplantae; Streptophyta; Magnoliopsida; Rosales; Cannabaceae.